AGCUUGCCCGCUCUCGCCGCUCCUGCCCUCUCCAGCUCUCUCUCCAUCCCGUCUUCCGAAAGGUGCUGGGCGGAUCCCGGGCGGCGGAGGCCGAGCGGCUGCAGCGGCGGUACCGGCGGAGGCAGCGGUAGCGGCGGCGGGAGGCAGGAUGAGCGCACGCGGUGAGGGCGCCGGGCAGCCGUCCACAUCAGCCCAGGGACAACCUGCCGCCCCGGCGCCACAGAAGCGAGGACGCGGCCGACCCAGGAAGCAGCAGCAAGAGCCAACCUGUGAGCCCUCUCCCAAGAGACCCAGAGGAAGACCCAAAGGCAGCAAAAACAAGAGCCCCUCUAAAGCAGCCCAGAAGAAAGCAGAGACCAUUGGAGAAAAACGGCCAAGAGGCAGACCUCGGAAAUGGCCACAGCAAGUCGUUCAGAAGAAGCCUGCUCAGGGGGUUGAGUUUGGAGAGCACACCAGGUGCCUUGAAUUGCAAACCUCAAGCCUGUCCUACAAUCCUUAUGGGCGGGAGUUCAUCCCUUCUGGUCUAAAGGAGGUGCAUGUUGUCCAUUUGGAAGUGUCCCCUGAGUUACUGAAACAGGAAUAA
Messenger RNA from Apodemus sylvaticus (European woodmouse), 583 nucleotides. It is a transcript of the gene Hmga2, whose product is annotated as high mobility group AT-hook 2. Gene Ontology annotation, biological process: regulation of DNA-templated transcription. Gene Ontology annotation, cellular component: nucleus; chromatin. Gene Ontology annotation, molecular function: DNA binding; transcription coregulator activity. The coding region runs from base 149 to 583 and encodes 144 amino acids. Lineage: Eukaryota; Metazoa; Chordata; Mammalia; Rodentia; Muridae. The record is from RefSeq and is a predicted model, not a curated record. The transcript has 6 exons.